GUGAAGAAAUCUUGAAGACCAGAAUUGGAUAUUAUUCAAUUUUUUGUUUUUGUUUUUUUAAAAAAAAAAAAAUAAAUUGUCCGGCUGUGGAAGAUGGAUCUUUUUUGUAGCCCUUUGAAUUUCAAGUUCAUCUUUAAAUGAACUAUUUUUUUUUUUUGGAAGAGAUAACUAACCCUGGCUGUCUCCAGUCUGACAGAGGUUAUUCGAAUGGACUUAUUCUUCCAAUAGUUGGGAGAUGUUUAAAAAGCACAGUCUGUGUUUCAAUUGUGGCUGAGAGGUGUUUCCUUGGCAAUGUGAGGAGGAAAAUUCUUUCUGCCCCUUUAUUAUUAAUUCAUGGAUUGAGUGUUGGUUCGACCUACAGGAGUAAUAAAUUGGAAUUCAUUGAAGACAGACGAUACUGUUGAGGUCACCCAGCUAAUGUAACAUUUUAAAGAAGAUUUCAGUGGUUGAAUUGCCUGUGGAAGAUUGAGCCCAUUUGAGAAAAUUGGAACCUGGUUCUCAUCUAGAGUAGUGGCUUGUUUUCAAGCCCCAUCAUUUGAUCGAAGGAUCUAGCCAGCAUGUCUAAUCAAGGAGAAGACUGCUACUUUUUUUUCUAUUCUACAUGUACUAAGGGAGAUAGUUGCCCAUUCCGGCACUGUGAAGCUGCCUUAGGAAAUGAGACUGUCUGCACAUUGUGGCAGGAAGGGCGCUGUUUUCGACAAGUCUGCAGGUUCCGACAUAUGGAAAUUGAUAAAAAGCGGAGUGAGAUUCCAUGCUAUUGGGAAAACCAGCCAAUGGGAUGUCAAAAAUUAAAUUGUGCAUUUCAUCACAACAGGGGACGCUAUGUUGAAGGCCUUUUCCUACCUCCAAGCAAAACUAUUUUACCCAUUGUGCCUGAGUCACCAGAUGAAGAGGUGAAAGCUAAUCAGCUCUCAAUGCAGCAGAACAAACUAUCAGUCCAGUCUAACCCCUCCCCCCAGCUUAGAGGUGUAAUGAAAGUGGAAAGUUCAGAAAAUGUUCCCAGUCCCACACAUCCUCCAGUUGUAAUCAAUGCUGCAGAUGAUGAUGAAGAUGAUGAUGAUCAGUUUUCUGAAGAAGGAGAUGAAACUAAAACACCUAUUUUGCAACCAGCUCCUGAAGUCCAUAAUGGAUUGCGCAUAACUGGUGCUCGGAAACCUGGGGUCAGCUUAAAGCAAGGUGAUAGUUUGAAUUUUGGAAUAAAAACUCUUGAGGAAAUCAAGUCAAAGAAAAUGAAGGAAAAAUCUAAGAAGCAAGGAGAAGGGCCUUCAGGAGCAUCUGCUCACUUACUUCAACCACAGCCCAUUCCAGGUCCUGAGAAAGAGAAUGUCAGAACUGUGGUGAGGACAGUGACCCUGUCCAACAAACAAGGAGAAGAGCCCUUGGUGCGACUGAGUCUUACAGAAAGGCUAGGGAAGCGGAAGCUCUCAGGUGUUGACAGUGACCCUCCACUGAAGCGAAGCCUUGCUCAAAGGCUUGGGAAGAAAAUUGAGUCUCCAGAAAUGAAUACUGACAAAACACCAAAGAAAGUUCAAGUUUCUAAGUCUCUGAAGGAGAGAUUAGGAAUGCCAGCUGAUCUAAAUAGUAUGGAGACAACAGAAAGAUCUGCAAAAGGUGGAGAGAUCCAUGUGAAGACACUAGAAGAAAUACGUCUUGAGAGAGCCAGCCAGAAACGAGGAGACUUGCAGACCAAAAUCAAGAAUGAAGGAACCCAUAAGACUGAAGAUUCCAGUUUAGGGAUAAGGAGCUCUUCUGCUAUUCGAAUCAAAACAUUUUCUGAGGUCCUAGCUGAAAAAAAACACCGGCAGCAGGAAGAAGAGAGACAGAAAGCUGAGAAGGAAAAUCCUUCUGUUAAGCUCAGAAUAGAGAGUGAGUCUAAGAAAGCAAUCAUCUUGCCUCCUACCACUGCCAGCAAAGGGCAAUUAGAAGAGCCUGCAAGUAAAACCAAGCCCAUGCAGGAAGUUCACAUAAAAACCCUGGAGGAGAUCAAGCAAGAAAAGGCACUGAGGGUACAACAGAGUGCUGAGAACAGCACCAACUCCCAGCCACAGCCUGAGACUACUCCAGUGAUAAGACGACUGCUUCGUAUCACCAAAAGAACAGGCACAAAAGAAGAGAAGAAACUUAGUGAAGCAGCUGACAACACAUCUCGUAUUGGUGUUACUCGAACAGAGACUGUUGAGGUUUCCUCACAGCCUUCAGAUGAGACCACAGGAGAUGGCAUUUCCAAAGUUCAAGUCAAGAAAUUUGAGGAUAUCAUGAGAGAGAAGCGCAUGCAGAAACAGCAAGAGGUGGAAACACUACAAAAGGAGAAAAACGUUUUGACACCCCUUCAGGAAGAAGCAGCACCUAGUAAUACACAAAUGGCAGAGAAAUCAGAACUGAAUACUGUGCCAGGAAUCACCCGCCAGCUGACAAAGCGCAUGCCAGUAAAAGCCCAGCAAGUAGAGGUAGAAACUUCAGGAAUUGGGGAUUCAAUACUGAAUGUGAAAUGUGCAGCACAGCCCUUAGAAAAAAGGGGUAAAGCCAAGCCCAAGGUUAAUGUCAAGCCAUCUGUGGUUAAAGUCAUUUCAACCCCUAAAUUGGCCACCAAACGCAAGGCAGCUGAAGUCCACCCUGCUGUCAUUGCAGCUGUAAAGCCGCUCAGUUCCAGCAGCAUUCUUCAGGAAAACCCAAGCAAGAAAGCCGCUGUGGCUGCUGUUCCAGUUCUCUCUGAGGACAAGCCAGUCACUGUGUCUGAGACAGAAAAAACCCCAAAUAGUCUUGAUCUGCUUCCAAGCCAAGCUGAUUCUGAUCCAUCACCACCCGAAGUAUCUAGUCCUUCUUCAUCCCAAGUGGCAACAAAAAGCCGCCGGCUCAGCUCUGCCUCUUCAGGAAAGCCCCCCCUUUCUGUGGAAGAUGAUUUUGAGAAACUGAUCUGGGAGAUCUCAGGAGGAAAAUUAGAAGCAGAAAUUGACCUGGAUCCUGGAAAGGAUGAAGAUGACCUUCUACUUGAGCUUUCAGAAAUGAUUGAUAGCUGAAAGUGGUGAAAGCUCACUUUAAAAAAAAACUCACAAAAAAACUGAAUUUCGUUUCAUCUAUUAUAACAUUUGCCUGAGGUGACUAUUUCUCUAGGCCAGGAUUUGUCCCAAUCAGAAGCAUACCUCAGAAGUAUCUAUACUUGUUUGGGCCUCCUGUGGGUCAAAUUAAAGAGAAGGCCUUUGGGCAGCCAUCCUGUCUAUUAUUGUUUAGCUUUGAGAUACAGUUCCUUGUCUCACCCUCCACCCCACCCCACCCCCGUCCCUUCCUUCUCCCACUUUAAAAAAAAAAAAAAAAGAGAAAGUAGAGAUGAGAUUGGGUUGGGGAGGGGGGCAUAAAGGAGCUUAAAGCUUUAAGGUCUAUGUUUGUUAAUUCUGGCUUUUUUCUUUGGGUCUUCUUUGUUGUGUGUAUAAACGGAUACAUGAAAGGUUAUUGGAGUUUGAAAAAGAUGAAGACAGCUGCUACUACUCUUAAGGACCAAAUUUCAUGCUGCCACUGAGCAAAAUACACUCAGCCUUUGUUACAUUGUCUGUCCUUUUACAAUGUAUUUAAACUGUAAACAUAGCUUUAGAGAGGGCUAAGCAGCUACAGGGAGCAAACCAGAAUAACAUGGACAAUUCUUAUAGGUCCGAGUUUUGGUGCUUCUGCUACUCUGAAGGCUUCUAACUAGCAAAUGCUUAUUUAUUACUACUGUAAUUUUAAAAGAAUUUUUAUUUUUUGCUUGAAAGUGCCUCGGUGGUCCCAAGAACUACUGUUGCUAGGAUCCCCUGGUUUCUUCACAAGAAGUGACAUGAUUAGAAGAACCCUCUUCUCAGCAUGAAAGUUUUUCUCCCUCCCUCUAACAGUUUCCCCACCACCACUGGCAUAGAAUCACCAGAAGUUGUGUGAAGGGUUAUGCUUUUUUGUUUUUUAAAUCUGUACUGCUGCAGUUCCAGCAAACUCUCUUGCCCAGGAUUUCUCUACCCUUAACCACCUAGAAAGGAAGCCAAAUCAGCUGCUGAUUUUCAUAUGUGAACUAUAGCAAUACACUGAACCCCGCUGUAACAGGGAUGUUGAGAUGCUUUGGAGGUGUAUUGUGUACCUUCCAUUUUUGUAGAUGAUUUUUCCUACUAUUUCUGAAUUGAUUUUUUUUCUUGAUGUCCUCUCUGCAUCCCCUCAAGGAUUUUAGACUUGUGCUAGAAUAAGCCUAUUCAGGCUUGUGUUCUCAGAAGGAGAUAUAUUGCAUUGUAAAUAUUUGUGUUCAUAUGGUAUUUUGAAGAAAGGAAAAAAAAAACUUGUCCAUUUUUAUAAUUCAUUGUAGGUGGUUAUCUUGGUUCCCAUAGGGAAAAUUGACCCACCUAUCAUAUUGGCUCCUAAGGAACUGCUGUUGUAGGCGGCUCAUCAAAAGGAGAACUUCAUGUAAUCUCAUGGGAGGGUGGAGAAUGCCACAGGACUACCAAUUUGGCCUUGUUGAGGUCUGAAUGGUUAUGCACAAACAAGAGAAAUUUAUAUAUUUAAAACACAAUCCCCACCCCUUCCUCUGCAAUUGAAAGUAUUUGUUGUAUGAGGACCCCUCCCCAAGGCCAAGAAUGGAAUGUUCUGGCUUCAUUACCGCCUCCUCCCUCUUAUGCAUUUCAUUUCUGAGGUCUGCAUAGAGAUCUCUGAUCCCUUUUGUAAAUAACCAUUUUAUUCUUUUCAUUUUUUAUGAUUUUGUUUGUAUCCUAUUUAAAGCACUUGUAUUAUUAAUCUGCGUCUGAAUCAUUCAUGUUCAGCAUCAUUUGAACCAUUAGUCAUUACGGAGAAAAAUAUAUUUGUGUUUUAAAUAAAACUGGUGUAGGAAA
Messenger RNA from Antechinus flavipes (yellow-footed antechinus), 4835 nucleotides. RefSeq names its product zinc finger CCCH-type containing 11A (gene ZC3H11A). Lineage: Eukaryota; Metazoa; Chordata; Mammalia; Dasyuromorphia; Dasyuridae. Bases 558 to 3017 code for a protein of 819 amino acids. Gene Ontology annotation, molecular function: metal ion binding. The record is from RefSeq and is a predicted model, not a curated record. The transcript is spliced from 17 exons.